CGUGUUUCUGCCCCUCUCCCUUUAAGGCCCUCUUUGCCAGUCAAUCGGUGGUAGAAAUAUAUUAUAUGUUGUAGUCAUUCAUGACAGUUUACACAUUUACUCCUUGUAAUCGAUCGCCAUCACGACUGUCAACCCUAACCUUCAUCUCACUUUUUCCGAUUAGCCGUCUUAUUCGGCUGUCAUUCUUUUCGGUCGCUCGCGAAGGAUCGAAGAAAAGUUUGUCAAUUUCAUCAUCAUUUUCGACACGACCUUCACUUCGACUUUCAUCCUCCCCGCCUUUAUUACAACUCACUCAAAGUGAUCUUGCGCAUCGAAUACCGCUCUUCGUCUUGAAGAUCAAAUUCGACAUCUGUCGCAUCGACUUGAAUUCAUUGUCGAUCUAUUGAGCACACUUCAAAACCUAACACGCCAUCUUUACCAACAAUGCCACUCUCAUAUGUGUCAAGACGCGAUGAUGUCGCUAGCAGCUCAUCCUCGCCAUCAUCAACACAUUUCUUGGCAAAACGUGCAGUAGCAAAAAGCACAGUCGUGCAGCUGAAGAGAACUUUUCUUCAAGGCCAAUUGACAUACACCGCCCCAAUCACUGUAGAAGGCCAAACGCUAAACGUGCAAGUCGAUACAGGAUCUGCAGAUUUUUGGCUUGCAGCUGAUAAAUGUGGCACAGCAUCUUGUCAGAGCAAAGAGGGAUAUCAGAUCACUCUCUUUAGAGAUGACACAGGUCUGGAAACGGGUCAAUCAGUUCAGAUUUCUUACUUGAGAGGAAGUGCUUCCGGUCCAAUCGUUACAUCCAACGUCACUUUUGCCAAUGAUUUGAUUCCUAAUCAGGCAUUCUUGACUGCUGAUGAUGUUGAGGCUGAACAGUUGAACACAAUGCAGGCAUCAGGCGUGCUUGGUAUGGCAUUGCCUCUGGACUCACUCAUUCAGAGCACAUUAAGCACAUCACGAACAGGCAACAACGAUUCGAUCACACAACCUAGCCUUACAGGCUCUCUGUUACCGGGACUUUGGUACACUGCACCAAUGGGUCAGCGAUUUUUCGGCUUGGGACUUCAGAGGCUACCGUCCGAUGGAGGAAAUGGAAACUCAACAAUCACUUUCGGCGACUAUGAUCCAGAAUACUUGCCGACCAACCGACAGAGCCACGUCAGCUGGUCUUCCGUUCUGCCGGAUGAUGACGGUAAGGCAAGGACUUGGAAGUCGCAGGUGUCAGAUUUGAGCGUGAAGGUCAAUGGGUCUUAUAUAAGUAUACCACUCUCGCAUACUGGUAGUGUAGGACCGGCAACUGCUAUCCUAAGUUCGGGUGUGCCUUUUAAUUAUGCGCCAGCUUCUUUCCUCAACGCUCUUUAUGGUGCUUACAACGUUGGACCUUCUGCGGACGGACUUACAUAUUACUUGGAUUGUAGCCUGGAAAUCGAUAUGAACAUCACGGUCGGCAACGUGACAGUACCGGUCCAUCCUCUGGAUUCCUCUCUUAAGGUUAACAACAUGUUCGGUGGAAACAAUAAUGGAUGCAUGGGAUCUUUCCAAGCUUUUACUGAUGAUAUGGAUCCUAGCUUGUACAGUUCCAAUAUUGUGCUAGGCGCACCUUUCUUACGCAGCGUUUACAGCCUUUACAGUUGUGAUCCUAAUCCUAGCAAUAUGACCCAAACAGGAUGGUGCUCAAAUCCAUGGUUGGGCAUAUAUCCUUUAUAUACCAACUCAUCUGGAGGAUAUCAGACGGCACAAGCAGAUUUCCAAAAAGUUCGAUUGCAAGGACAACAGCUAGGAGAUAAUUCCCAAGUGGACGGUGCAACACAAAAAUCCAGUGGUUUCUCAUCUGCUGCAAAGAUUGCAGUUGGUGUUGUGUGUGGAUUUGUUGGUAUUUUAGCAGUCAUGGCAAUCCUUCUUUACUGGCUCAAGAGAAGGCGUGCGCGUGAUGAACCUGAAGUCUUUGAUACGGGAAGCGGAUCGCACGAAGACGAAAAGGAUCCUAUCAAUGGUUCUGUUGAUUGGAAGAAGUUGUCAGAGAACGAAAGACAAAAAGCACGUGAACUUGCAAUGUUACACGGUCACUUUGUCGACGAAACAGAUGGAAGGGCAUCACCUAUUCCACCUACAAAAGCACCAGAAGAUGAUUGGGAUAUUAGCUCAAAAGGUUAUUGGGAAGCAAGAGCGAUCAAGAAUGAUUAUCUCAAAAGGCAAAGAGAUAGCUCAGCAGCAGCAAAGAGUUUGUCUGUUUCCGGUACAACGUAUGAUGGAACAAGAGGUGAAAUACACGAGAUGAUGGAUCCUUCUUCUUCAAGGCCUGCCUCGCCACCUUUGACGCCUUACAGGGAUCAUCCCAAUACCCCACCACAAGAUUAUACAGAAUCGCAUGGUCAAGCACAUGCCUAUGCUCAGUGAUCUUAACGACCUUCUACUCAUUCUAUCUUGGUGCAUGCUUUUGCAAAAAAAUUUCUCAUCACGAUUUUCAACAGUUUAUUCUCUCUUUCACCUCAAUUAUUCAAUCUUUUUUACUGGUCUCAAUUGUAUCGAUACGAAUUUCUUUUUCUCUUCAUCAUCAUCAACUCAUGGACAUUCACAUCAAAAUUUUUCCGAUCGUAUUGGACGACAAACAAUUUGGCACGGUAAUAUCAUAUUUUACUCAAGAUUCUUUUUUUCUUCUUCCCGGCUACGAAUCAAAAAGAAAAAUAUUCUCU
Molecule: messenger RNA, 2678 nt
Organism: Meira miltonrushii
Lineage: Eukaryota; Fungi; Basidiomycota; Exobasidiomycetes; Exobasidiales; Brachybasidiaceae
Product: acid protease
Exons: 1
Coding region: 424-2382 (652 amino acids)
Biological process (GO): proteolysis
Molecular function (GO): aspartic-type endopeptidase activity
Source: RefSeq, a predicted model, not a curated record